AUGAAACCCGUCCUACUGAUCCUCGACGUCCAAAACGGGAUCAUCGACCGCCUCGAAAACACAGAGCCCUUGCUCCAACGCCUCGCCUCAACCAUCGAGGCCGCACGCAAGGCAACGGUCCCCAUCAUCUACGUCGUCACGGCCUUCCGUCCAGGCUAUCCAGAAAUCCCCGAGGGACACCCAUCCCUAUCCCCUAUGGCAUUCGUCACACGCGGCGGCUUCAUCAAUAACUAUCCCUCGACACAAGUCCACACAACCAUCAAACCCGCGGCCCACGAGGUAAUCGUCACCAAGCAUCGUUCCUCGGCUCUCAAUGGUACGGACCUUGAGAUGAUUUUGCGGGCUCUUAGAUCCAACGAUAUUGUUGUCGCUGGCGUGGUCACUAGCAAUGCUGUGAUGUCUACUGUGAAUUACUUGGUUAAUGGGGACUACCGUGUUACUGUGCUGAAGGACUGUUGCAUGGAUCGUUCGGAAGAGGCACACCGUCUGUUUAUGGAGAUGGUCUUUCCGCGUAGUUCGAAGGUUGUCUCCGCGGAGCAGUGGGUCGAGAGUCUUUCUUCCAGCCAGACCACUGACAACUAG
This is a messenger RNA of Penicillium bovifimosum, 582 nucleotides long. Its product is annotated as cysteine hydrolase family protein. The transcript has a single exon. Bases 1 to 582 code for a protein of 193 amino acids. Lineage: Eukaryota; Fungi; Ascomycota; Eurotiomycetes; Eurotiales; Aspergillaceae. The record is from RefSeq and is a predicted model, not a curated record.